CGGACAGCGGGCAUCGGGUCACCAGGCAUCAGGUCAUUUGGCUCGACCGCGGGCACCGCGUCAUCUGGCAAGGCAGUGGGCUCCGAGUCAACUGGUAUGACCGCGGGCACUGGGUCAGACAUUGGAUCGUCUGACUGGACAGCGGGCAUCGGGUCACCAGGCAUCAAGUCAUUUGGCUCGACAGCGAGCACCGCGUCAUCUGGCAAGGCAGUGGGCUCCGAGUCAACUGGCAUGACCGCGGGCACUGGGGCAGACAUUGAAUCGUCUGGCUGGACAGCGGGCAUCGGGUCACCAGGCAUCAGGUCAUUUGGCUCGACAGCGGGCACCGCGUCAUCUGGCAAGGCAGUGGUCUCCGAGUCAACAGGCCCGACAGUGGGCACCGGGUCAUCAGGUACCGGAUUGUCUGGCUCGACAGCGGGCAUCGGGUCAUCAGGCAUCAGGUCAUUUGGCUUGCCAGCGGGCACCGUGUCAUCUGGCAAGGCAGUGGGCACCAAGUCA
This is a messenger RNA of Staurois parvus, 498 nucleotides long. NCBI's taxonomy places the organism in Eukaryota, Metazoa, Chordata, Amphibia, Anura, Ranidae. The record is from the annotation of a GenBank genome assembly.